Molecule: messenger RNA, 270 nt
Organism: Heterobilharzia americana
Lineage: Eukaryota; Metazoa; Platyhelminthes; Trematoda; Strigeidida; Schistosomatidae
Source: the annotation of a GenBank genome assembly
AUGGAUCUUAAAAAGGCAGUUGUCAAAAAUGCUGACAUGUCAGAGGAAAUGCAACAGUACGCAGUGGAUAUUGCUGCUCAAGCGAUGGAAGAAUAUAAUAUUGAGAAAGAUGUUGCCACCUUCAUUAAAAAGGAAUUUGAUAAGAACUAUGGACCAACAUGGCAUUGUAUUAUCGGGAGAAAUUUUGGAAGCUAUGUGACGCAUGAAGUGAACCAUUUUAUAUACUUUUACCUACAAAAUGUUGCUAUUCUUCUGUUCAAGUCAGGUUGA